AUGCAAAGAGUACGCAAUAAACCGGUUAAAUCCGACGGAGGAGCCACGACGGCUUCCGUUAAGCAUUUAAUCAGACAGAGAGGCGGCGGCGGUGAUACGGCGGCUGUGGAGGUUUCCAGGUCGGCGGCGAAUGAUAACAGCCUCUUGACUGAUAUGCAGGAACCCAGCAUCGAUACCGACAAACUCAGCUACGAGAUUUUCUCGAUUCUCGAGAGCAAAUUUCUGUUCGGUUACGACGACGGCCCCAAAAUCUCGGUUCCUCGGAAUUUGAACCCGAAAUCCGAGCCCGAACCGGUGAAUUCGGCGAUUGCGAUUGACGCCGCUCCUGGAUCGAUUAAGAACCAGAGAGGGAAAAUCUGUAUCCUGAGCAUCGACGGAGGAGGCCUGCGAGGGAUCUUGCCCGGAAAGGCGUUGGCUUAUCUGGAACACGCUCUGAAAUCGAAAUCGGGCGACCCGAACGCCCGAAUCGCCGAUUACUUCGACGUGGCCGCCGGGUCCGGUAUCGGCGGUGUUUUCACGGCGAUGCUGUUCGGGUCGAGAGACGGUAAAAGCCCCAUCUUCCCAGCAGAGGACACGUGGCAGUUCCUAACGGAAAACGCAAAGGGUCUCUACGGGUCCUCGUCUUCUUCUUCGCUCGUGAAACGGGUCCUGAGAACCGGGCCGGGUUGUUCCGGGACGUCCAAGCUGCAGAGAGUGAUGAUGGAGUGUUUCUCGGAGCUGACCUUAAAGGACACGCUAAAGCCGGUGCUCAUACCUUGCUACGACCUCAAAAGCUCGGCUCCGUUUCUCUUCUCACGCGCCGACGCGCUCGAGACCGACGGGUACGACUUCCGCCUGUGGGAGGUUUGCAGGGCGACUUGGGCAGAGCCAGGGGUGUUCGAGCCGGUGGAGAUGAAAUCAGUGGACGGGCGUACCAAGUGCGUGGCGGUCGGUGGAGGAUUAGCCAUGACCAAUCCAACCGCGGCUGCGAUCACGCACGUGCUCCACAACAAGCAGGAGUUCCCGUUCGUGAGAGGAGUUGAGGAUUUGCUUGUCUUGUCUCUCGGUAUGGGUCAGUUCAGCUAUGAAUACGACCGGAUCAUCAAGUGGACGGCUAAGCAUUGGGCUCGCCCCUCAGCUCUUAUCUCCAACGACGGUGCUGCCGACACCGUCGAUCAGGCUGUGGCAAUGGCUUUUGGCCACUGCCGCAGCAGCAACUACGUUCGGAUUCAGGCGAAUGGGACGAGCUUGGGACCGUGCAGGCCAAACAUAGACACAGACCCGAGUGGGAGCAGUGUGAAUAUGCUGGUUGGAGUAGCGGAGGAGAUGCUAAAGCAAAAGAAUGUAGAAUCGGUUUUGUUUGGAGGUAAAAGAAUCGGUGAACAGAGCAAUUACGAGAAGCUGGACUGGUUAGCCGGGGAACUUAUUCUCGAGCAUCAGAGGAGAAAUUGUCGAAUUGCACCAACCGUGGCGUUCAAGCAAUCCGUCCAUAGGGCAGAUCAGAAGACUAGGGACAAGGAUAUCGGUGUGACCGCUAGAGAACGAUGA
This is a messenger RNA of Microthlaspi erraticum, 1527 nucleotides long. The record is from the annotation of a GenBank genome assembly. NCBI's taxonomy places the organism in Eukaryota, Viridiplantae, Streptophyta, Magnoliopsida, Brassicales, Brassicaceae.